Molecule: messenger RNA, 1729 nt
Organism: Pelobates fuscus (common spadefoot toad)
Lineage: Eukaryota; Metazoa; Chordata; Amphibia; Anura; Pelobatidae
Gene: DNAJB6
Product: DnaJ heat shock protein family (Hsp40) member B6
Exons: 10
Coding region: 151-1137 (328 amino acids)
Molecular function (GO): Hsp70 protein binding
Source: RefSeq, a predicted model, not a curated record
GGUAACCUCGAUUUCCGGUUAUUAGCUGCCGCUGCUAUCUGCGCCGGAGAGGAGACAGAGACCGGAGCUCGCAGACACCGGGGAACCGCGGCCGCAGGAGGAGAACGAGGUCUCUAAACGUCACCUUUUUUGACACUACCCUUUUAAAUCAUGGUGGAAUACUAUUCUAUUUUAGGAGUUAAUAAGAACGCCUCAGCAGAUGACAUUAAAAAAGCAUACCGCAAGUUAGCCCUAAAGUGGCAUCCAGAUAAAAAUCCAGACAAUAAGGACGAAGCUGAGAGGCGUUUUAAAGAAGUCGCGGAAGCAUAUGAAGUAUUAUCCGAUGCUAAAAAGAGGGAUAUCUAUGACCGAUAUGGAAAGGAAGGAUUAACCAACAACGGAGGUGGUGGAAGUCAUUUUGACAAUCCGUUUGAAUUUGGAUUCACAUUCCGUAGUCCUGAUGAUGUCUUCAGGGAAUUUUUUGGAGGAAGAGAUCCAUUUUCGUUUGACUUAUUUGAUGAUCCAUUUGAUGACUUCUUUGGUAAUAGGAGAGGACCCAGGGCACCCAGAAAUAGACCUGCUGGAGGCCCCUUUUUCUCUGCUUUUGGUGGAUUCCCUAGCUUUGGAGGGGGCUUCUCUCCAUUCGACACAGGCUUUACGUCUUCAUUUGGUUCAAUCGGACAUGGCGGCUUCACUUCAUUUUCCUCUUCGUCAUUUGGAGGAUCAGGAAUGGGUAACUUCAAAUCUGUAUCAACCUCAACCAAAAUGAUUAAUGGCAGGAAAAUAACCACAAAGAGAAUUGUUGAGAACGGACAAGAACGAGUCGAAGUUGAAGAAGACGGGCAGUUAAAGUCCUUAACAAUAAAUGGUGUUGAGGAUGACUUGGCCUUGGCAGAGGAAUGCCGUCACCGUGGACAGAAUGCUUUGCCCUACCAGCCAUCGGGAAGCAGGAUCUCUAGACCACACAGGCCUCCCGGCCUCCCCAGACACGGCCAUAACCAUAAAAGUGACGAAGAAGAAGAGCCAGAUAGGCUGCGGGGUUCAAGCAAUUGGGAAUCUCCUCUUUAUUCAACAGGACACAAGGAAGGAAGCAAGCGAAAGAAGCAAAAACAGAGAGAGGAACAGAAAAAGAAGAAAUCAAUGAAACCAGUCCACUAACACGGGAACGGACGUUCAAUGCACCCAACACAAGAUCACACCAUACUCUCCGUCUGCAAUGUUAACACAGUUUAUUUUGUUUUGUGUAUAUAAUGUAGAUUUAUUCUGGGUAGUUUUCUCACCAUUAUAGCUUAAUAAUAGUAAUUAAGAGAAACGUAUAAAUGAUUAAUAACUGCCCCUUCUGUCCUCACUCUGUACACUGUUUUCUUGUGGAGCAAUCUAGUAUGGAGUAAGCACAUGGUCUAUCUCAAGGCAGCAUCUCCACGCCAUGUUGAAGAGAUCGUAGCACAUUUGAUAAUAUGCUGGAGUAUGUUCCAGCUCUAAAUCUGUUACUUUACGAUUGCACUUGUACCUAUAUGAUAAAGUCCCUAUUUACAGGUGUUACUUCCAUGUUUAGCCAGAGACAUGGCAGUAACAUUUUGCAAUUUUGAAUAUCUACUCUGCCUUUUCUCCCUUGGAUUGUUAAACUGUUAAAUUGUAUCUCUUGGACUAUCUGACAGCAUUUUGUAGCAUAUUGACUGGAGAAUAUAGUACUUUUUUUUUUUUUUUUGACACUGACAAUUAAAAAUAAAAAUGUUGGUUAACCAAAGAA